UUCCCGGCGGUCUCGGGUCGUGAACGAUAGCUUCAGCAAGCUCUCAUCGCCUUUCCAGAGCUCCAGUCCGGUUCGGACGUAUUCGCGCACGAGUACGCACGUCGUUCCCACCCGUUUUACCUCAGGGAAUCCUAUAGCGCAUCAUCAUGUCUCUCCACUCAUAUAUUAAUAAAAAAGUCCUGGUUCUGACUGUUGACGGGCGGACUCUUCUGGGGACGCUCCUUUCCACGGAUCAGUUGACUAACCUGGUUCUCCUGGAUACCAUCGAACGAAUCAUUCGCACCCCCGAUGAUCCCGAGCCGAGCUCUCAGAUCGAGCACGGUCUGUACCUGAUCCGAGGCGAUAACGUGGUAGCAUGCGGCGAAGUGGACGAGAAGAUCGAUGGCGAGAUCGACUGGGCCAAGGUUAAAGGCGAGGUGGUCAAGGGGACCAAGAACGCAUGAGCCCUGAUUUUGUACCGGCUCCGAUGCGAACUUUCUUGCUCCAGGACGAACCACCUCCCUUUUGCAUGAGAGUGACGUUGGAUGAUCGAAACGUGGCAUGGUGGUUAGGUUGGACUAGACCUUUUGUGAUAGAU
Molecule: messenger RNA, 577 nt
Organism: Aspergillus nomiae NRRL 13137
Lineage: Eukaryota; Fungi; Ascomycota; Eurotiomycetes; Eurotiales; Aspergillaceae
Product: U6 snRNA-associated Sm-like protein LSm8
Exons: 2
Coding region: 147-443 (98 amino acids)
Biological process (GO): mRNA splicing, via spliceosome
Cellular component (GO): U6 snRNP; U4/U6 x U5 tri-snRNP complex; precatalytic spliceosome
Molecular function (GO): RNA binding
Source: RefSeq, a predicted model, not a curated record